AUGAAAUUAUGUUUAGCGGUAACGUGCCUCCUUGCGCUUGCAGCAACAAGCAAGGCUGAUGGAACGCUAGACGGGCUCAUUUAUGCCCCGGGACAUUCGUCUCCUGGCUACUACUCAUACCCCAGCUACGCAUUUGACUAUGCCGUGAAAGAUCCCCACACAGGAGACAAUAAAGCACAAUGGGAAAAACGAGAUGGAGAUACUGUGAAAGGUGCAUAUUCUCUGGUGGAGCCUGACGGCAGUCUGCGUGUUGUAGAGUACUGGGCAGAUGCAAAAUCUGGAUUUAACGCAGUCGUGAAACGUGUUGGACCUAACCUACAUCCUGUCACUGCACCGGUUUACAAAGCGCCCAUUCCCAUUUUAAGUCAGGGAGCCUCAGUUGCCCCUAUUAAUGUAGCUCCGGUAGCGAAAGUAGACACUUUAUAUAGUGCACCUUUCAUGGGCGGCGCUCCGUAUGGUGGUACUGUAUCAUCCUCAGCCGUGUACAAGGCUACACCAAUAGUUAAGACUCAGAUUUUGCCACAACCAAUCUUAAAAGCCAGUAUCGUGUCACAGGGCAUAACUACUGAACAAUAUCUUAAAGCACGUUUACAGAAUCAAAUUGUCAAUGAACCAGUUUAUAGAACAAUGUCCAUCCCGCCACCAGUGUAUACAUCGAUGGGAAAAGCCGGACCCUCAUCAGGAUAUCACGGUUUGGUUGCUCCGUGGAAUAUUCUAAAAGACUCACAGAAACUACAAUCUUACUUAGGAGAAGGUUUGAUAAAAGAUUCACUGCUUGAUUUGGGUUACGACGAUGACGUUGGCUAUGGUCAACUUUUGUCUUCAUGGGAUUCAUUAGGAUUAGGAUGGAAACAUUGA
Molecule: messenger RNA, 858 nt
Organism: Parnassius mnemosyne (clouded apollo)
Lineage: Eukaryota; Metazoa; Arthropoda; Insecta; Lepidoptera; Papilionidae
Source: the annotation of a GenBank genome assembly